AUGGACCUCCGUUCAGAGAAAAUACAGCGGAUCCUCUCCAAGUACAAAUUCCAUGAUGUUGCUGUUGAGGAGCUGCAGAAGAUCCAUCGAGGCUACCCUGGGAUGCAACCAUCCACAGGCACAUACACAUUUAGUGACGGCACCCAAAAAGAUCUCCUGAAAUUAAUUGGUAACAUCCCUGUCAAGUACGAAGGCCGCUCCUACAACUUCCCCAUCCAGCUGUGGCUGAUGGACUCGUUCCCCUUCACUCCUCCUAUAUGCCUCUUGAGACCAACCCCGGACAUGGUCAUCAGAGAGGGCAAGCAUGUUGACGGAGGAGGACGGAUCCACCUGCCGGGGCUGCACAACUGGGAUUAUCCCAAGUCCUCCGUGGUCGGUCUUCUGACUGAGAUGAUUGCCAAGUUUGAGGAGGAUCCUCCACUGUCCGCAAAGACCACAGCAGACAAUAAAGACCCCCAUGAGCUCCUGGCUUUUGUUUCCAAUCUACAGAUCAAUGACGGUGGAAGCAGACAUCGCGAUCAAUCCAUUAACAAAGUCUCAGUUAUCGGGGGAGGAGAUUUAGGAAUGGCAUCAGUGAUGAGCAUUCUAUCGAAGUGUAAAGUGGACAAACUCGUGUUCAUUGACGUCGCUGAGAGUUCCACCAAGGGCGGCAGUACAGACCUAGAGAUUUUCGGCCUGCCCAAGGUUGAGGUAUCCAGAGAUUUGUCAGCCUCUGCAGGCUCCACGGUUGUCGUGGUGACCGCGAAUGCAUGGAGCAGUGAGCAGUCGUACCUGAGCGUGGUUCAGACUAAUGUGGACUUGUACAGAGGAAUCAUCCCAAAUCUGGCACGUCUCAGCCCCAGCGCAGUAAUGCUCAUCGCUUCACAACCAGUGGACAUCAUGAGCCAUGUUGCCUGGAGGCAGAGUUGCUUGCCUCCAACACGGGUGAUCGGAGCAGGGUGUAACCUGGACUCUGCGCGACUCAGUCACAUCCUGGAUAUUAACUUGAACACUCACAGACCAGCCUGGGUCAUAGGAGAACUCUCAGACAACAAAGUUGCUGUGAUGAGUAACACCGGGCUGAGCUCCAACGCGCAGCACGAGAUCGCAGCAGGAUCCAGUGCUGCGAAACCGUUGUUAGACAGAGCGUUUGAGAUGAUGAAGAAUAGAGGCCAGCGGUCGUGGUCUGUGGGUCUGUCCAUCGCUGACAUCACAAACAGCGUCCUGACCGAUAGGAUGAAGACCCACUCUGUCUCCACGCUGGCUCAGGGCUGGGGUGGCAUAGGUGCAGAGGUGUUCCUCAGCUUGCCGUGCAUCAUAGGAUCAAACGGUUCCACGCGCUUGGCCGGAGUGUCCCUGGGACAGGAAGAAGACUCUAAACUAAGGGAAAGCGUCACCUCCCUUUCUAACCUUGUGAGUCAGCUUACCAUAUGACGUAAAUAUAUGAUUGCAGUCCCAGUUUUGGUUUAACUUGACUGCUGCUAACUGGCGGGGGGCAGUUCUCCAGUCAACACACCCUCAGCAGGUGGACGGUCCCUGUGCUGCAGUUGAAAUGCAUGUUCAGUUAUGGACAGAAUUGGUGUCUUAAAUAUGUAAAGUUUAUUCACAAGAUUUGUUUCUAUAUUCUCGUUGGAUACUGUGUAUUACAUGUGGGUGGAAGGAAUCUGAAAUAUCAAUGUACAGAUUGCAUUUAGUAUUUAAAAUUGACCAAGACUUGCUCAUUGUGUCUCAUACAUUUGGAACAUGAACAUUUGGUACAUGAAUGCAUGGUUACGUUUUUUGGAAAAGCAUCUUAAGAAUAGUGAUACUUGUAGUUUUGAACAACUAUAUUUUUGUCAGUAAAUACAAUUUGGCCUUGACUACUUUUUACCAAAGAUGAUGUAAUUAUCCAUAUUUUUGUACUAACCCAUUCCUUACAUAAUGCCUUUGAAAAAAAAAAUCAGGGUGUUGGCCGAUAACGUGUGGGGCAGCAUGUAUAUUAUAUUCACUACAGUUGCUGUUGGUGCUGACUUAAUAGAUCGGCUCAUUGAUGAAGUACAGCUCGCAUAUUUAAUGGCCUUAUUUGAGAUUUCAAAUGUCUUUAUAUUUAAAUAACCUUUUCUCUUACUCUUUUACUUUGUGUUGAAUACUUUGCCUAACAUAUGUACAGUAAGACUACACAGUUUUGUGGGUCUGCAAUAAAUAUCUGGAACCAGA
Messenger RNA from Perca fluviatilis (European perch), 2175 nucleotides. It is a transcript of the gene uevld, whose product is annotated as UEV and lactate/malate dehyrogenase domains. Gene Ontology annotation, biological process: endosome to lysosome transport; protein transport; carboxylic acid metabolic process. Gene Ontology annotation, cellular component: ESCRT I complex. Lineage: Eukaryota; Metazoa; Chordata; Actinopteri; Perciformes; Percidae. The record is from RefSeq and is a predicted model, not a curated record. Gene Ontology annotation, molecular function: oxidoreductase activity, acting on the CH-OH group of donors, NAD or NADP as acceptor; ubiquitin binding. Bases 1 to 1413 code for a protein of 470 amino acids. The transcript is spliced from 12 exons.